AUGACUUUCUCCUUUAAUUCCUCGGAGAGUCUGGGCAUGCUUCAUGUCAAUUGGAAACCUAUGUUUAUACUGACUAGUCUAGGGGUUUCAUCAACUAGUUCGGAGUACUGUAUCGAUUUUCUUGAUCGCUCCCCAUCGGAUGUAUCAUGGAUUGGGAGUAUCCAGGUAUUUCUAGUAUUCUUUAUUGGAACAUUUACUGGUCGUCUUACCGAUGCUGGGUACUUUCGUCUAGUCUUUUUGGUCGGGACUAUAUUUAGCGUGGUAGGCAGGUUUAUGGCCUCUCUAUCAACACAGUACUGGCAAUUGUUCCUCGCUCAGGGAAUCUGCUGUGGCCUUGGUAUCGGGUGUCUGUUCUGCCCAGCGCUAUCAGUUGCAUCUACAUCUUUCUCAAAGAACAAAAUGUUAGCCGUCGGCAUAUGCGCCUGUGUUAGUGCUACAGGAGGCUUGAUCUUCCCAGUCAUGUUUCAACAACUAAUCACACCUCUUGGCUAUGGAUGGAUCAUGAGAAUCUUUGGUUUUUUCACUACAGGCUGUUUGACGAUCUGUAAUAAAUUAGCGAAACCGAGACUUCCAUCAUACGGGAUUUUUACAAUCCAGUAUGAUUGAUCGGAAACAAAGACUGUUUAUAUCAAUACAGCCACAUCUACAAGAUAGAUGGCAUUAAACAUCGCGCUCAAGAUCAACCCUUCUUCACCAUCUACAACCAACUAGGUGCAUAUAACAGCACUUUUGCCAUUUACAACACUCUGAAUCAUCAGAUAGGAGCAUUAAACAUAAAGUAUUGAAAAGUUACGAGAUUUCAUUGUUG
Messenger RNA from Botrytis byssoidea, 808 nucleotides. RefSeq lists its product as uncharacterized. Gene Ontology annotation, biological process: transmembrane transport. The transcript has 3 exons. Gene Ontology annotation, cellular component: fungal-type vacuole membrane. Bases 1 to 606 code for a protein of 201 amino acids. The record is from RefSeq and is a predicted model, not a curated record. NCBI's taxonomy places the organism in Eukaryota, Fungi, Ascomycota, Leotiomycetes, Helotiales, Sclerotiniaceae. Gene Ontology annotation, molecular function: transmembrane transporter activity.